Trichoderma virens Gv29-8 is the source of this 636-nucleotide messenger RNA. RefSeq lists its product as uncharacterized. The transcript has 3 exons. Gene Ontology annotation, cellular component: membrane. Lineage: Eukaryota; Fungi; Ascomycota; Sordariomycetes; Hypocreales; Hypocreaceae. Bases 135 to 308 code for a protein of 57 amino acids. The record is from RefSeq and is a predicted model, not a curated record.
UCAUCUUUUCCUCCGUGGCCUUUUCAGAUCUACUCCUGAUCAUCUUCACAAAUUCACACACCUCUUCGCCCUCAAAGCAUUGCUCGACAAUAUCAAUUCUGCCUAACUCUUGAGCCUAUACGAAUUUAUCCAACAUGCCUUUCACUGCUAGCGAUAUCUGCAAGAUUCUUCUUGCCAUCAUUCUGCCGCCCAUCGGUGUCUUCCUCGAGCGAGGCUGCGGCGCAGACCUCCUGAUCAACAUCCUUCUCACAAUCCUGGGUUACAUCCCCGGCAUCAUCCACGCUCUGUACAUCAUAUUGAAAUACUAAGCCGGCCUUCCACAACCGUAUCCGCCGGGUCAAAUCAUGACGUCGCACAACAUCAUGCCGUGCGUGCAAAAAUCAUUACACGAUUGACUGGCAAGUCUUUUUAGAAUGGAUGCGUUAGUGGAGGGGUGAAUUUACCGUCGCCGGCUCACCACUUGGCCGGCCAUAGACACCAUAAUGACAGUGGGCUUUCCUUUCUGGCUUUCCUUUGUUUUUUCUUGUCGGCUGGAGGUAGAUGCACCCUCUUUGCAAGGGAGCGUCAGGUUUGGCUAUUGUUAAUGAAUUGAUACCCGACUUCCUCUAAUCACAAUUAUUACCCAAUCUCAAACGA